Molecule: messenger RNA, 2066 nt
Organism: Bursaphelenchus xylophilus (pine wood nematode)
Lineage: Eukaryota; Metazoa; Nematoda; Chromadorea; Rhabditida; Aphelenchoididae
Source: the annotation of a GenBank genome assembly
AUGAACGAAACGGGUGUGCUCGCUCGUCAAGUCAAGUUCUUCGAUGCCCUGAGGCACAAUCAAGAGAUCCCGAUCGGCUGUGCGGCGCAGUUGAUGAUGCCGCUGACAGUGGGGACUACGGAUUAUUAUGUCCAACACUACGUAUUUCCAGUUCAGUUUAUCCUUGGAGUGGCUGGGAAUUGCAUCAAUUUGAUCGUUUUGUUGAGUGCUGGGAUGAAAAAUCAGGCAAGUUGCCGUGCUUUUCAAGGAAAACAGAGCAAAAUUUCUUGCAGAGCUUGUUUUGAAAGUCUGUUUUCCUCUUCGUGCAGAGGUUUAUGAACCUAAUAUUACCAUUUUCUAAAGAGAUUUUCUAGCCAAGACAUCAACAAAUAUCAGUGAUCCGUUUUUUGAUAAAACUUGUCGUUUCAGGCGAACACAUUGCUCUCGGCCAUGGCAUUUGCUGAUUUGGCCUUCCUCGUUUGUCUACUGCCCUUUUCCCUGGCAUCAUUUCCAUUAUUUUAUUCGAGCACGUGGUUUGCAUAUUUAUUUCUUCGUUACAAAACGCAUGCCGUCGCCUUUGCCAACAUGUUCUCAGUAGCGGCGUCGUGGUAAGCGCUUCUUUCAUUGGUAUUUUCUCUUUGAUCUUAACCAGGUCGUUUUAUACAGCUUUUUCUUAUAUUUUUAUAUAUUGGUUCUAAUUCAGGAUGGUAUUGGCCGUUUCAAUUGAGAGAUUUACGGGUGUUCGACGACCAAUGCACACACGGUUUCAGCUACGCGAUCGAUUACUGUUUACCUUGAUUUCGAUUGUUUUUCUUUUCGCAUUUGCCUUGACCUUCUCUCAUCAUAUUGAAUAUGACGUGUCGAUUAUCUCAACCAAAUGUAACACUAUCAAGGCUGUUUAUCGGCAUUCAACGCAGGUAAGUUGUGAAAAAACUGUUUGUUCCCACGAAUUUUUGUUGCUUUUUUUUACAUACGGUUUCGCUAACUUUUUUAUCCGUAUGUAAUAGCCCAAAAAAUGGUAUAAAAUUUCACUGGCAUUACAUUUCAGAGAUCCGGCACCUCCAAGUUUUACAUCGCCUACAUUGGAUAUGCCAAAAUCUUUCAGACUCUGUUGGGUGUCGCGCUCCCCGUUAUCGCUGUUGCCAUUCUCAACGUAUCUCUUAUAUAUUUCCUACGUAAACGGGAGAUAUUACCUCGUCUUGUCACCGAUAAACAGGUGGAAUCCAGAUUUGUGUAAGCCGAAAGCUUUUUUCAAUCGCUCUUCUUUUAGCAGGUACAGUGAUGCUGGGACGGUGCAGCGGCAAGAACGGAGGGUCACGGCGACAGUUCUGGCGAUUGUUACUUGCUUCACUGUUACACAUGUAAGCCGUGAUUCACAAAAAAUAUGGCUAAAUUUUAUACAAAAAUAUUUUUUUGUCGUCGAAAGUAGUAUAACAUAAGCGAUCUUUGUAUCUUACCUCCAAGUGCAAAAUAUGUAUGUUUCCAGCUUCCAACACUAGGUCCAUUUCUUUGGGAGCACCUGAACCAGAAUGGAGUUACCAUGGAUAACAAUGUUAUUACUUUGCUGAACACACUUCUUGUCUCUGGAAAGGUCCUGAAUUUUGUCCUUUUCUGUCUGAGCUCAACACAUUUCCGACAGCGGACAAUGGUCAUACUCAGCUCACAUUUGGUAAACUUUUUUAUUGUAUUUUACAAAUUUAUUCCUGCUUUUCUAAUUUUGGUUCUAUUCGUGUCUUAAUUAUGGGCAAGAAUCAAAGAAACGCUUUUCCUUACCUUCACUUUCCCCAUCCAUCAAAACAACCUUAAAAAUUGAAAUUUAGUGCCAAGAGUCGGGGCGGAAGAAGUACAGUAGUAUGACCACGAACACUUCCAUGCCGAAGAUCAGCAAUGCCGGUUCCCAGCACCACUCCAUCCAUCUUCACGACUCCAUGGACCAAUCGAUCUGCGGAUCACCGGCACGCACUGGUCGGCGGGUCCAACUCCAGAUCGGGGAUGUAAAUACAACUUCGUUUAAUGAGAACACAAGGAAAGCGGGUCUCUCCAACGAUUUCACGCGCAGCAAGAGAGCAUCCACCUCGUCCAAAUAG